AUCCGAACAACCGUGAAGUAAUACACAGAACGGAACGUGAAAAUUGUUCAUUGUGUAUUACCUACCCGACUUUUCUAUUUAUACCAGCAAAAAGUUUAAAAACAUUUAUGCAGUCCGACGGGGAGGAAACUUUGCUGCAUUCAUGCUUCGGCUCUCUAAAGACCGCAGUCAUGGGUUGCUGUUAUAGUAUUUGCCACAAGGAAACGGAUCCGGAGGAGAACGUAGUGAACGAACGGACGCAUCUUCUAGAAGUGGCGGAACAGCAGCAGGAGAGUCCAUCACCGGUGGCGUGCGCUGCCACACCACCCAGAAAGCCUGACGAGCAAAGUGCCCUCAACAGGAUCCUGCAUGAAACCGCCACUAACGUGAUAGACGUGGGCGCGUUGGGCCCGUACGCGCUGGAAGCGAGCGCGUACAACGAGCGCGUGCGCACGUACACGGCGCGCGCGGCCGCCGCCCCGCCGCCGCCGCCGCGCGCGCCGCGCCUGCUGGCCGACCUGCCGCCCGCGCAGCGCGCCGCCGCGCUCGCGCUCCCGCCGCACGCCGCAGACAGAGACCUGAUAACGAAUGCAGUGAAGAAAGCUGCGGCAGCCAUAUCGGAGCUGAGGGUGGAACAUCACGAGGACCUGGUGGUGCCCUUCAGGGUGCCCUAGCAGCGUUCCAUGUCGGAAGACGACCGACAUUGACUUUGGUGACAAUCGACAAAUGACAUUGUCGGGGAAAGUGUUAAUGUCAGUGAAUAAGUGUUCAGUAAAUAGUGAAAUCAGUGAGUUUAUAAAUAUAAAAAUAAUUAUGGAACUCUUAAAUAUGAAAUGUGUUUUUUUCCAACUAAUAUGUGAAAGAAGAAAAAUGUUUUGUUUAGUAAAUCGGCAAAUAUUAGAGGAAUCACUAUAAAACUAAAAUUGGGUAACUCCUAUUUUUAGUAAUCUUUUUUAUUAUUACUAAAUAUCUACACUUCGAACUGUUCACACAAGUCUUUUAGUUUAGAUUUAUGGAAAAUCUUAACUAAGGGACUUCUCUAGUAUGUUUAUUGAAUUGCCCAGUUUUCUCUAAUAUAUGUGCGGGUAACAUAUUUGUUGAGAAAUAUAAGAUUUUUUCUUUCUAUUAUCUGUAUAAAUGUGAGUUUUUACUACUGAAGUGGAAAAAAACUUGAAACUCAACAUUGGAUAUUAUUUUUUUUGUACAAAUGCUUCAGUAGUUAA
Messenger RNA from Papilio polytes (common Mormon), 1202 nucleotides. RefSeq lists its product as uncharacterized. Gene Ontology annotation, cellular component: lysosome; late endosome membrane; membrane raft. Gene Ontology annotation, molecular function: molecular adaptor activity; guanyl-nucleotide exchange factor activity. Gene Ontology annotation, biological process: cholesterol homeostasis; positive regulation of MAPK cascade; cellular response to amino acid stimulus. Lineage: Eukaryota; Metazoa; Arthropoda; Insecta; Lepidoptera; Papilionidae. The record is from RefSeq and is a predicted model, not a curated record. Bases 108 to 653 code for a protein of 181 amino acids. The transcript is spliced from 4 exons.